AUCAUCACGUUUGUCGGUACAAAUAGCGUGCGGAAUUGGUGGACGAACCUUUGGUGUGCCAUGCGGGAGCUUCCCCCGGUGUUUGGCGUACAGGCGUAUGUUCACAGGGGUUUUUUGGAGCUACUGGAGUCGAUUGCGUUUGAGGAGGUUGCCAAGGACUUUGAUCAAAUUAUCCUUAUAGGCCACAGCAUGGGUGGGGCUCUUGCGCAACUCGCCGGUCUCUACUUGGCGAACGAGAGGCCUGAGAGACGUGUCACGGUCUUGACUGUGGCCUCGCCUCGUGUCUUUGCCUCCCGUCAAGGGUUUUGGCAAAGAAUUGCUGGUUGGGUUUUCAUUCUCAACGGGAAGGGGAAUGAUGCGGCGAUUGCACUUCCCAGCAACUGCCGUCAUAUACGUACCUUCAUGUGUGCGGAUGUGGUUCCGCGGCUACCUCCUGCCUUUCUUGGAUACCAGCAUUUGGGCACACCGCUGCCGCUGCACACGGGAUGCCCCACGCGCAUGUCUUAUUUGGGUUGGGGGCUGUGGUCCUGCUUGUUUCACACUGCAGAUAUGUACAAGGCGGUGCUGGAGCGACCUGCCGUGGCACAGCUUCACAGAUACGAAGCUAUGUCUGCAUCUUGUGCGUGCUGA
Molecule: messenger RNA, 630 nt
Organism: Trypanosoma cruzi
Lineage: Eukaryota; Euglenozoa; Kinetoplastea; Trypanosomatida; Trypanosomatidae
Product: lipase-like protein, putative
Exons: 1
Biological process (GO): lipid metabolic process
Source: RefSeq, a predicted model, not a curated record